This is a messenger RNA of Cuculus canorus (common cuckoo), 4677 nucleotides long. RefSeq names its product exportin 7 (gene XPO7). Gene Ontology annotation, cellular component: cytoplasm; nuclear pore. Lineage: Eukaryota; Metazoa; Chordata; Aves; Cuculiformes; Cuculidae. Bases 40 to 3393 code for a protein of 1117 amino acids. The record is from RefSeq and is a predicted model, not a curated record. Gene Ontology annotation, biological process: protein export from nucleus. The transcript has 28 exons. Gene Ontology annotation, molecular function: nuclear export signal receptor activity; small GTPase binding.
GCGCGCCGGGAGGAAGGGGCGUGUCCGUAAGCUCCACGCAUGCGCAGCGCGCGGUGGGGGGGCCGUUGGGCGCCGGGGGGAGUGGAGCAUGAAUGGAGCAAAAUGGCGGAUCAUGUGCAGAGCCUAGCCCAGCUAGAGAACCUGUGCAAGCAGCUGUAUGAGACCACGGACACCGCGACACGACUGCAGGCAGAGAAAGCCUUGGUUGAGUUCACCAACAGCCCCGACUGCCUGAGCAAGUGCCAGCUGCUUCUGGAAAGGGGGAGUUCUUCCUACUCCCAGUUACUGGCAGCUACAUGCCUUACGAAACUUGUAUCACGCACAAACAACCCUUUACCGUUGGAACAACGAAUAGAUAUUCGGAACUAUGUGCUCAACUACCUUGCCACCAGGCCAAAGUUGGCAACGUUUGUCACACAGGCACUAAUCCAGUUAUAUGCCAGGAUCACAAAGUUGGGCUGGUUUGACUGUCAGAAGGAUGAAUAUGUCUUCAGGAACGUGAUCACGGAUGUCACAAGGUUUUUACAGGAUAGUGUAGAGCACUGCAUCAUAGGAGUGACAAUCCUGUCCCAACUAACUAAUGAAAUUAAUCAAGUAAGUGCUACAGCCUUCCUCAGUGAAGCGGAUACUACUCAUCCACUGACGAAGCACAGGAAAAUAGCCUCAUCCUUCCGAGAUUCGUCUUUAUUUGAUAUUUUCACACUAUCAUGCAAUUUACUGAAACAGGCUUCUGGGAAGAACCUGAAUCUGAACGAUGAAAGCCAGCACGGGCUACUCAUGCAGCUCCUCAAGCUGACCCAUAAUUGCCUGAACUUUGAUUUCAUUGGCACAUCGACAGACGAGUCCUCAGAUGAUCUUUGCACUGUGCAGAUCCCAACCAGUUGGAGAUCAGCAUUCUUGGAUUCUUCAACGCUUCAAUUGUUUUUUGAUCUCUACCAUUCCAUCCCUCCUUCGUUUUCUCCUCUGGUGUUAUCCUGCUUAGUGCAGAUAGCCUCUGUGCGUAGAUCCCUCUUCAACAACGCAGAAAGAGCGAAGUUUUUAUCUCAUCUUGUGGAUGGAGUUAAACGAAUACUGGAAAACCCACAGAGUUUGUCAGACCCAAACAACUACCAUGAGUUCUGCCGAUUGCUGGCCCGGUUGAAAAGCAAUUACCAACUGGGAGAGCUGGUGAAGGUGGAGAACUACCCCGAGGUCAUCCGACUCAUUGCCAACUUCACUGUCACCAGUCUGCAGCACUGGGAGUUUGCUCCCAACAGCGUUCACUAUCUCCUAAGCCUGUGGCAGCGACUGGCUGCGUCAGUGCCCUACGUUAAAGCCACAGAGCCUCACAUGCUCGAAACCUACACCCCAGAAGUCACAAAAGCUUACAUCACAUCCAGGCUGGAGUCUGUGCACAUCAUCUUAAGGGAUGGUUUGGAGGAUCCACUGGAUGACACUGGCCUGGUGCAACAGCAGCUGGAUCAGCUUUCCACCAUCGGCCGGUGUGAAUAUGAGAAGACCUGUGCUCUGCUCGUGCAGCUCUUCGACCAGUCGGCCCAGUCCUAUCAGGAGUUGCUGCAGAGUGCCACUGCCAGCCCCAUGGACGUGGCUGUACAGGAAGGGCGCCUGACGUGGCUCGUCUAUAUUAUCGGGGCGGUGAUUGGCGGUAGGGUCUCGUUUGCCAGCACGGAUGAGCAGGAUGCGAUGGAUGGCGAGUUGGUUUGUCGAGUGUUGCAGUUGAUGAACCUGACGGACUCCCGUCUGGCGCAGGCUGGGAAUGAGAAGCUGGAGCUCGCCAUGCUCAGCUUCUUUGAGCAGUUCCGGAAGAUCUAUAUCGGAGAUCAGGUGCAGAAGUCUUCCAAGCUGUACCGCCGUCUCUCAGAGGUCCUGGGGCUGAAUGAUGAGACCAUGGUCCUCAGCGUCUUCAUAGGAAAAAUCAUCACCAACUUGAAGUACUGGGGUCGAUGCGAGCCGAUCACCUCCAAGACACUGCAGCUACUCAAUGACCUCUCCAUUGGGUACAGCAGUGUCAGAAAGCUGGUAAAGCUGAGCGCCGUACAGUUCAUGCUGAACAAUCACACGAGUGAGCACUUUUCCUUUUUGGGCAUUAACAAUCAGUCCAACCUGACUGACAUGAGAUGUCGGACUACGUUCUACACUGCACUUGGGCGUCUUCUCAUGGUGGAUUUAGGGGAAGAUGAGGAUCAGUACGAGCAGUUCAUGCUUCCCCUCACCGCUGCCUUUGAGACUGUGGCACAGAUGUUCAGCACAAAUACUUUCAAUGAACAAGAGGCAAAAAGAACUUUGGUUGGCCUGGUGAGAGAUUUGAGGGGAAUAGCCUUUGCAUUCAAUGCCAAGACCAGCUUCAUGAUGCUGUUUGAGUGGAUCUACCCAUCCUAUAUGCCCAUCCUGCAGCGGGCAAUUGAACUCUGGUACCAUGACCCGGCCUGCACUACGCCUGUCCUCAAACUGAUGGCUGAGCUGGUACAUAACAGAUCUCAGCGGCUGCAGUUCGAUGUGUCCUCACCGAACGGCAUCCUGCUUUUCCGAGAAACGAGUAAAAUGAUAACUACUUAUGGAAAUCGUAUCCUAACGCUUGGGGAGGUCCCAAAGGAUCAAGUCUAUGCCUUGAAGCUCAAGGGGAUUUCCAUCUGCUUCUCUAUGCUGAAGGCUGCACUGAGCGGGAGCUACGUCAACUUUGGGGUCUUCCGUCUCUACGGGGACGAUGCACUGGACAAUGCCUUGCAAACUUUUAUCAAGCUUCUGCUUUCCAUCCCUCACAGUGACCUUCUGGAUUAUCCCAAGCUCAGCCAGUCAUACUAUUCCUUGCUGGAAGUUCUCACCCAGGACCACAUGAACUUUAUAGCCAGUCUGGAGCCUCAUGUAAUCAUGUAUAUUCUCUCUUCCAUUUCAGAAGGCCUCACUGCACUAGACACCAUGGUUUGCACAGGCUGCUGCUCCUGUCUGGACCACAUCGUCACCUAUCUCUUCAAGCAACUCUCCCGCAGCACCAAGAAGAGGACCACACCGCUGACCCAGGAGAGCGACCGGUUCCUGCACAUCAUGCAGCAGCACCCAGAGAUGAUUCAGCAGAUGUUGUCAACAGUGCUGAACAUCAUCAUUUUUGAGGACUGCAGGAACCAGUGGUCAAUGUCCCGGCCUCUACUUGGCUUGAUACUGCUCAAUGAAAAGUAUUUCUCUGACUUGAGGAACAGUAUAGUGAACAGCCAGCCUCCGGAGAAACAGCAGGCAAUGCAUCUCUGCUUUGAGAACCUCAUGGAAGGCAUCGAACGCAACCUCCUAACCAAGAACAGGGACAGGUUUACACAGAACCUGUCGGCGUUCCGGCGAGAGGUGAAUGACUCCAUGAAGAACUCCACCUACGGCGUGAACAGCAAUGAUAUGAUGAGCUGACGUCUCCCAACUCCACCUGUACAGAGCAGCAUCUCUUUGGCCUGGCCCAGAGGGGUUACCGUUUCCGAUGGAAAGAAAAGAGGGCCUUUCUAAAUCCCUGCUCUUCCCCAGGGGCUGGAUUUGCGGCGCUCACUUUGGGCCAUACUCCACGUCCUGAGGGAGGAGGGAACAGGAGGGGUUGUUGAGCUCAGCGGGGCAGGGUGCUUCUGUUUCCGUGGGAGGGGGUGGAAGGGCAUAAAAGCCAGGUGCAAGAAUCCAGCGUCUCCCUACCCGAAUAUCCGCGUGGAACGCCAGCGCUCUGCUGCAGCCCUGCCUUGUAUAAACAUGUACAUUUUUUCAUAACAUUUUGAACAAGGUUUAUAUUGACUCAGUUUAAAAAAAAAAAAAACAGCACAAAAAAAUAGAAAAAAAAAAAAACACACGAAAAAAAAUAAGCGUGAUUGACAUUUUUACCGAGUCCUGGUGCAGCGGUGCUGGCGUGAGGGUUGCGAAUGCGAGCGAGGAAAGCGUGUCCUACAGGGCCUGAAGCUUUACUUGGGCGAGGGGUGGGUGUGUGAAAGUGCAGAGAUUUAUUUAGUGACAAAGUGUAGAGAGAAGCAAGAAAAGAAAAAGACAAAAAAAUCAACAACAAAAAAAAGAAGCAUUGUAAAGUUCCAAAUGUAUAUUUUUUCUUAUUAAGCCCCCUUGAAAUCACGACUUCUCCCCCCUUCCCGCCUCGCCCUUGUUAUUAGGAACUCGAAGCCAUGCCGCGUGCUCUCGUUCGUGCUUGCUCGUGGGUGUCUCUCUCCUUUCCCCACCGUCCCCUUGUCAACCCGCUUCUGGCAGGACCCUCCAUCCUUCCUUCCCGCCUGUGGGUGCCCAGUGGUACUCGCUUCCUCUCUGCCUUCUCCUUUUAUCUUCCUUUUUCACCCCAUUUCAGCAGAGCAGGGAGUGCGUGUGGGACCUUCCCCGGGACCUCGCAGCAGGACCGCGGAAGGAUUCUUAAUAACAAGGUUUGCUUAGCAUGAAGUACUUAAACACCCCUUGAAAAUGAUUCCACUUUCUCCUAAGGCACCGUAAUUAAUGUUUUGGAUUAAAAAUUGACUCCCAGAGGAAAGCUGAGGGGGGAGGGAACCUCUUUGCCUUGUACUUUACCCACUAUCGUUGCUGCUAGUCGUGUGCAUCCCCUUGCUCAGCUCUACCUACAGCCACUCAGUCCUGUCCUUAGGGCUUCAAUUUCUUUCCCAGACACCACCUUAACUCUUUUAAUUUUAUUUUAUUUCCCCUUUUCUUUUUCUCUUUUUU